Molecule: messenger RNA, 1410 nt
Organism: Pichia membranifaciens NRRL Y-2026
Lineage: Eukaryota; Fungi; Ascomycota; Pichiomycetes; Pichiales; Pichiaceae
Exons: 1
Coding region: 1-1410 (469 amino acids)
Biological process (GO): glucosylceramide biosynthetic process
Cellular component (GO): membrane
Molecular function (GO): ceramide glucosyltransferase activity
Source: RefSeq, a predicted model, not a curated record
AUGACCCCCAUUUGGAGUUAUGUCGACAGUUACUCUAGCUCGGUGGACGAAGUAAGUACUUCAUCCGUGAAUCGGCUCUUGGAGGUACUUAGCAUUCCAUUAUUCAUACUUUACAUAGUGGUGCUGGUACUGGUGUUUAUUGGAUUUACACAGAUUACGUUUCACUUCAAUAAAAAAGCUCAAUUACAGCUAGAUUUUCUCGUGGAUGAUGAUUCUUUAGAACCAGUAACGAUAUUAAGACCGCUCAAAGGUAUUGAUUCGAACAUGCUUAGCUGUCUUGAAUCAUCGUUCCAACAGAAAUAUCCUCUUGAAAAGCUGGAAAUAAUAUUUUGCGUUCAGUCUGCCGUCGAUCCUGCGAUACCGAUUGUGAACACUCUGAUUGAAAAAUACAGUAACGUAGACGCCAAACUCAUGAUCGAUCAAGACCAGAAGAGCCUUGAUUUUUUCGGCUCCAAUCCAAAAGUGAACAAUUUGCAUAAAGGUUACAAGGCUGCCAAAUAUGAUAUCCUAUGGGUCCUUGAUUCCAAUAUUUACACUGAUCCACAUACGUUGAGAAGAUCCAUCUACACUUUGCAAAACAACAAGAACAAUGGAUCCAGUGUCCCAGCUUGGUUGAGGCGAGACAAGACCGUCAAGAUGGUCACACAUGUUCCCAUUGUUGCAUCUAACUCAAAGCAUCGCAUAAACUGGGGGUCUAAACUUGACGAGAUGUUCAUGUCCACAUCUCAUGCCAAAUUUUAUGUUGCGCUAAAUAGAAUUCAACCAGCUCCUUGUAUUAAUGGCAAGUCUAACAUUUACAAAAGGUCAGACUUGGACAAGUCUGUCGAGCUUAUCACGCGUCAACGUAUCCUAAAGGGGGAUGGUCUCAAACACUUUGCUAAGUACAUCGGAGAAGACCAUAUGAUUGCAAUAGCUAUUUUUGAGAACGUCGAUGGCUGUGCAGGGAUGAGUCGAGAUGUUGUUUUGCAGCCAGUCAGUGGUCAAAAUAGUGUGAAAGAGUAUAUACAGAGAAGAGCAAGGUGGUUGCGUAUAAGGAAGUAUAUGGUUUCUGCGGCCACAUUCUUGGAGCCCACUACUGAAAGUCUUCUAAGUGGUAUAAUCGGGAGUUUCUCGGUAAAUGUGCUUUUGAAGGACAAAAGUAGCAUUAACUGGACAUGGUUCAUUUGUCACAUGAUAGCGUGGUUUGUUAUCGACGCUAUACAGUAUGAGAAGCUCAUCAAUGUUACCAAUAAUAACGUGUCUUCAGUGAUAGUGCCAAGAAAGUUCCAUUUGGGUCAAUUUGCUCGCUUCUGGGCAUUGAGAGAAUUCUUAGCUUUGCCUAUAUGGGUGAUAUCAAUGUGUGGUACCGACAUACAAUGGAGAGGCCAACCGUUCAAGAUUCUUCCAGACCUCUCGGCGGAGCCGCUGUAG